UCGACGCGACACAAGCCUUUAGUUUAUUAAUGCGACUUAGGACGUAGCCACGUAGCGGCGAUGUAAGCUGAAAAAAUCGCGUUUCCUAGUCAGUGUCCAUCGAUUUUGAGGAGUUUUGUUUUUGUGCGAGGAAUCAUGCGCGGUCUAGUCGUUAGUUUAUUGUCCGGUUUGUGCGUCGCUUUGUGAGGAUGAAGACGUGACAUGGCAGAUGCAAAGCCUUUGUAUUCGACAUGCGUGGCGGUACUGGGAUUCGUUUGCUUCGUCGUGGGUGCCACCGCAGUCGGGAUACCUAUGUGGGGCUACUUUGACACGCUGUACGAUGGUUCCGAUUCAGAGAAAGGCUACUUCGGGCCUUGGAAAACGUGCAAAUGGUUGCUGUAUAAUCGGGAGAAAUGCGGGUGGGACUCGACAAGGUUCAAACCGUCUAUUCUGGUGUACGUAGCUGGCGUGAUGGCGUCUAUGGGCGUCGCCAUCUUGGGAGUGUUUUGCAUACUCACCGUACUCCAGUUGGCCAUGAUCAGUUCCAAAGAAAAGGUGGUUAUGAAGUACAGCGCGGUUUUGAUUACGAAAGUCGUUCUGGCACUUUUGGCAGCGCUCUUGGCGGUUGCGACCGCCAUCGUUUUCGCCGUCCAAAUUGACGGCGGAAGCCGAAACAAUGGUUUUGAAGUGACGCGAGGGCCCGCCUUUUACAUCCAAGUUCUAGCAAUAAUUAUAGAUGCCACGUUGUUCGUUAUGGCGCUGUACGACAUGUUGUUUUCGAGACGAGAAGGCGGGGAUCCUACCAACGUUCCUGUACCUGUCGAACCAACCACUUACGGUAACCCUGGGUAUAGAGAUAGGGGAACUAAUGGAGUUGGUAUAUCAAUGACGGACGCGAGUGGGAAGCCAUACACGGGCGCUUCUAACGGAAGUAUGGCGUCUAUGAACACCACCUCCACCACCAUAGGCUCGACCAACGGUUCGACCGUAGGUUCGUCGUCUGUGGGCAUGAGCCGAUCGCCUCCCCUUCGAUCGAGCCUCAAGAAACCCAAGCCCAAGGACGGGUUGGGUAUACAGAAUCCGGGAUAUUCCGGAACUUCGCCCACCUUAUCCAGAAACGGCAGUACAAAAAAAGUUCGGAUCCAGACCCACAGUACUGAGGUCUAGACUCUAAGCGUUACAGGAUGCAUAUUAUAAGAUCUGUGAUAUAAGAAACAUUCUAAAAUAUUCUAACAUUCCGGGUUUUAAAACAAGAAAAUCUAUUCGCACCACGUAAUACGUUGGUUCCGCACUUCUUUUUAUAAUAAUACGACACGGAUGUUACGUUUUUAUGUAUUUUAUAUUUAGUGAGUUUGGGAAUUAAAUUCUCUAUUUUUAAA
This is a messenger RNA of Cylas formicarius (sweet potato weevil), 1358 nucleotides long. RefSeq lists its product as uncharacterized. NCBI's taxonomy places the organism in Eukaryota, Metazoa, Arthropoda, Insecta, Coleoptera, Brentidae. Bases 202 to 1146 code for a protein of 314 amino acids. The record is from RefSeq and is a predicted model, not a curated record. The transcript is spliced from 6 exons.